Messenger RNA from Acanthosepion pharaonis, 609 nucleotides. The record is from the annotation of a GenBank genome assembly. Lineage: Eukaryota; Metazoa; Mollusca; Cephalopoda; Sepiida; Sepiidae.
AUGCAAAGGGCUGCACACACCUUUCUUCUUUCAUCCAGUUCCACAUUUCCGGCUGGCGUGAUCAUCAUGCCUCCUAACGCUCGGAUCGCAUCAAUCCCAAUUUUUCUUUCUUUCUUUCUUUCUUUCUUUCUUUCUUUCUUUCUUUCUUUCUUUCUUGCUUGCUUUAGUUGUGUCUUUUCUCCUCUUUCCACAUUUCUCUCUCUCUCUCUCUCUCUCUCUCUCUCUCUCUCUCUCUCUCCUUUGCAUUAUAUCGAGAAUCUCAUCAUCUGUUGGAUUCUAUCUCACCCUAUUCAUAUCUAUCUAUCUAUCUAUCUAUCUAUCUAUCUAUUUCAUCAGUUCAUAUCUGACUAUCUAUCUAUCUAUCUAUCUAUCUAUCUAUCUAUCUAUUUCAGUCUGUUUAUAUGUAACAUUCUAUCUAUUCAUCUAUUUCAUCAGUUCAUAUGUAUCUUCCUUUCUUCCUAUCUAUCUAUCUAUCUAUCUAUUUCAGUCUGUUUAUAUGUAACAUUCUAUCUAUCUAUUCAUCUAUUUCAUCAGUUCAUAUGUAUCUUCCUUUCUUCCUAUCUAUCUAUCUAUCUCUGCCUGCUUUCAGUCCAUGUCAGUCACUUUUAG